Molecule: messenger RNA, 692 nt
Organism: Octopus bimaculoides (California two-spot octopus)
Lineage: Eukaryota; Metazoa; Mollusca; Cephalopoda; Octopoda; Octopodidae
Product: adenosine 5'-monophosphoramidase HINT3
Molecular function (GO): catalytic activity
Source: RefSeq, a predicted model, not a curated record
AGAGUUAUUUCCCCUCCGCAAACACACACACACACAUAUCCAAGAUGGCAGACCCAGAGACGACCGAAGCUGGUGACAAAGUCCCGGUUAAAUGUGUCUUUUGUGACAUUUGUUCGGGACGGAGCGACAAGGAGAAAGUUUUAUAUGAGGACACUGAUGUCGUCGUAUUCCCAGAUAUUCGACCAGUGAGUAGUCACCAUUAUCUUGUUACCCCAAAACAACAUAUACGAGAUGCAAAACACCUAACAAGUGAGAAUAUUGGACUUGGUUUAAGUAUGGAACGAGGUGAUGAAGAACUUGUUGAAGAGUUCAUUCCUUAUUCCAGGGAAAUGGGUCUGUCGAACGUGACCCCAAACGGACGGAAACAGUUGUUAUUGAAGAAGAUGGGUUUUCAUUGGCCCCCGUUUCACAGUGUUAACCAUCUCCAUCUUCACGUUAUUUCUCCACUCAAAGAAAUGAGAUCUUUGUCUCGAGCCAUGUUCAAACUCAACUCCUUUUGGUUCGUCAGUCCAGUUUGGGUUCUUGCCAGACUGAAGAAUUCCGCUGCAAAACAAGCUGGAAACUAACAAGUUUCCUGAUGAUGAUGAUGAUGAUGAUGACGAUGAUGAUGGUGAUGGUGGAGGUGAAAAAAACGAUGUCAGUGACGAUGAGAUGAUGGUGAUGCCCUAAAAUAAACAUAUGAAGAAACUCCA